This is a messenger RNA of Vicugna pacos (alpaca), 720 nucleotides long. The record is from RefSeq and is a predicted model, not a curated record. NCBI's taxonomy places the organism in Eukaryota, Metazoa, Chordata, Mammalia, Artiodactyla, Camelidae.
GGGACCCGUUACGAAAUGGACACGACAGGAGAUGCCGUUUUAGGGGCCUCAUGUCCUGAGUGCCCAGUGGACGGGCAGGCCCAGGCCCUGCAGAGCAUCUGGAGAGCACGUGCCCACCCAGACCCUCUGUGCCAGGACACAGGGCCAGUUCCCCUGGAAGGGCCUCUGGCCAGCAUGGGCUCCUGCAGCAAGCUGGAGCACCCAGCACCUCCAGCAGCCUACAGCCUCCAGCACCCCGAGGGGAGCCCCACCAGGUCCUGGGUGGCCUUUGCCAUCGAAGGGAUGAAGAUGGAAGCCCAAGCAAGGGGCAAGCCCACUGGACACCCCAGGGCUCGUCCGGCAAAACCUCAAGGCUGCCAGCGGCCCCCCAAGAUUCGUAACUACAACUCCAAGGAAUGAGCUCCUUGGCCGCCCUCCCUCCACUGCUCUCCCUCCCUCCCCUUCCCCACCCCCCACAUCCUCUCCCCGACCCUCACCUCUGCUUCUCCCCCCUCCUCCUCCCUGGUGCUGCCUCCCCUCUGCAGGGUCAGGGACAUAUGUGGCACGCCAGCACUCAGUGUGGGGGAGCAGUGAGCUCGGAGCAGCCUCCCGAGGGCUGCAGGGAGCCUCACGGACAGCCCGCCCGCAGAGCCGCGAAUGGCUCUGUUAACUUGGGGAGCACAGUAAAAGAUUCCUGGGCUUUGCACGGCGGCUCUCGCGGCCGGGUUUCCUACGAGCUGA